Messenger RNA from Hippocampus comes (tiger tail seahorse), 946 nucleotides. It is a transcript of the gene her8.2, whose product is annotated as hairy-related 8.2. Lineage: Eukaryota; Metazoa; Chordata; Actinopteri; Syngnathiformes; Syngnathidae. The record is from RefSeq and is a predicted model, not a curated record. The transcript is spliced from 5 exons. The coding region runs from base 80 to 946 and encodes 288 amino acids. Gene Ontology annotation, molecular function: protein dimerization activity; DNA binding. Gene Ontology annotation, biological process: regulation of DNA-templated transcription.
GGAGGCACCGGCCUAUUUGCAGGUGUAAUGUAACGGAGCUGUCGCAAAGAAUGGCUAAGAGGCUCCUCGGGGCAAAUACAUGGAGGGCCGUAGCGCGCCGAGGGCCCUAGAGACACGCUUUCGAGAAGGGACUUCCAGCAUCAUGACUGCUACAUCGAUGGCGCGCACUGUAGGGAAACACACCAGUGCAAAAGAGGAGAGGAAGAUGCGGAAGCCUCUCAUUGAGAGGAAACGACGCGAGAGGAUAAAUAAUUGUUUGGAUCAAUUGAAGGAGGCCGUGAUCAGCGCCUUCAGACUUGAUCAAUCCAAACUCGAAAAAGCCGACAUACUCGAAAUGACAGUGAAGCAUCUGCAAAACAUCCAGACCACUAAAGUCAAUGACCCUCUGGAGGCCCAGCAGAGAUACAGCACAGGUUACAUCCAGUGCAUGCAGGAAGUACACAACAUGCUCCUCACCUGUGACUGGAUGGACAAAACUCUUGGCUCCCGCCUGCUCAAUCAUCUGCUCAGGUCCCUACCCAGGUCCACCGAAGACCACGCCGUACAACCCACGGCCAGAAAUGAUGUCCCAACCCUGGUCAGUCAAGACGCUCGACCCCAGCGCACGACUAUCAGCAGGGAGCAGACCAGCCACCACGUGUCUGCCGUCUCUAGACGCCAGGAGAGGGUUGACCAGCCGUCCUUCCUUGCAGACCCUCUGGAGGCCCAACAGAGAUACAGCACAGGUUACAUCCAGUGCAUGCAGGAAGUCCACAACAUGCUCCUCACCUGUGACUGGAUGGACAAAACUCUUGGCUCCCGCCUGCUCAACCACCUGCUCAGGUCCCUACCCAGGUCCACCGAAGAGCACGCCGCACAACCCACGGCCAGAAAUGAUGUCCCAACUCUGGUCAGUCAAGACGCUCGACCCCAGCGCAUGACUCGGAGUAUUUAUUCGCUAUUAUAA